Molecule: messenger RNA, 465 nt
Organism: Fusarium proliferatum ET1
Lineage: Eukaryota; Fungi; Ascomycota; Sordariomycetes; Hypocreales; Nectriaceae
Exons: 1
Coding region: 1-465 (154 amino acids)
Source: RefSeq, a predicted model, not a curated record
AUGUCUAGCGAAUAUCAUCUCUACAGUAGCCGCCCAGCCUGGUGCUCGCCGUGUACCAUCCAAGUUUUCAUCACAGUCUCGACCCCCGAUCUAGACAGAGACUUUCAAUGGACACUCUCCGCUUACGAUACAGUUACUCAUCUCUGGCAAAACUUCGAAGUUAUUCGAGCUCACCGCGGCAACUUUUGCAGGAUAUAUCGGCAUUCAAAUAACCCACGUAUGCUUCCGUCCUAUGUUGCCUGGGGAAAACUUUGUACAGUAAACCCAGAGUGGUUUGAGAGUCUCGUGAACAUGACUUGUAUCUCGCCGUUCUGGAGCCUGGCAGAGGGUGAGAUGCGUAAUGAUAGUAAGGAUUUCGUAUAUGGGAUUUUAGAUAUCCUAAAGGCACACGAGGUUAUUGACGAGACGAGAAUCGUCGGAGUGAAGAGGAGGCUGAGCCGAUAUAUCGGGCCUUUCGGUGUUUGA